AUGAAUGAUUGUUACAAUAUCGAUUCAUUAGAUAAAAUGGUAAAACAUACUGCCGGUGGUGAUGAAGUUUAUUUGACAAAACAACAAUUACAAGAAUCUCAUUCAUCAUCGUCAUGUUCAUCAUCUAUUUGCUCAUCAUCAAUUGGUUUAUCACCAACAACAUCACAAUUUCAACACAAUCCCAUUUUAUCUGAUACAACAACUGAGCAACAACAAGGCUUAUCAACAAUAUCUUCAUCAUCAAAUACCAUUAUUGAUCCAGAUUUAGCUCAACAUAUUGAAUAUGAAUUAGGUUUAACAAAAAAAAAUGGCAAUAGUAGUGGUGGCGGUGGUGGAACGAGAAAGAAUGCGUGGGGUAAUUUGUCCUAUGCUGAAUUGAUUACAAAAGCGAUUAGUAACAGUCAAGGUCAAAGACUAACAUUAUCGGAAAUAUACGAUUGGAUGAUUAAAUAUGUGCCAUUUUUUAGAAAUAAAGUGGAUCGAAACAGUAGUGCAGGAUGGAAGAAUUCGAUUCGCCAUAAUUUAUCAUUACAUAAUCGCUUCAAACGUGUACAAAGUGAAGGUACUGGAAAAAGUUCAUGGUGGAUGAUUAAUCCAGAUGAAAAAAAUCCAAAUUCAAAUUUAACAUUAACAAAAAAACAAACACGACGACGUUUACAACAACAACAUUCAUUACCAGUGACGAGCGAUUCUAAUAAUAAAACGUCUCAUACGACAAUUCAAUCUCGACGUACUCGUCAUACAUCACGUACAUCGAAACUAUUAAAUGAUAAUAAUUUAAAUUCUGUAAACAUGAGUACGUGUAUUGAACAAUCUUCUUCGGCCUACGAUAAUUCUAAUACUAUUACGUCGUUACCAUUGCCGUCGUUACAAAAUGAUGGUAGACAUCUCUUGGUCGACAUUUAUGAUACGUCAGAUUAUGAUAAUCAGCAAUGGUCUCAACCGCAGACCGAUCUAGUUGAUGCAGCAAAUCUUUAUGAUCAUUCUAACACAGAUUUAUAUCAUACGUACAGCACAUUCGACGAUAGUGGACGAUAUCACAAUGAGUCACAUUAUCAACAACAACAGCAGUCACCGUAUGAUCAACCACCAUUUUGUCCAUCGAUGUAUCAUUCGGAUUACCAUCAACAUCAUCAGCAACGGCAUUCUGCCUACUAUCAACAAGAGCAAACUUCGUUAACAGCCUCGGCUGAUACGUUUCCAUCAUCUUACAGUUUACAGCAGCCUCAAGAGGCAUCAGACGAUCAACAUAUUAAUUAUUUUUCAAGAGCAUACUCAUCUUCAUCUCAUUCUUCAUCAUCACUGUCACCACCACAAUUAAAUAACGCUCUUAAUACUACUGUUUACCCUACAACAGCCACCACAUCAUCCUCAUCUUCAUGUACAAACGGUUUAAGUAGAAAUUCGUCUGUAAAUAGUUCGAUUCAACCGCCACCAAUACAACAUUAUGAAAACUAUUCAAUAAAUCAUACUCAUCAUAAACCCGAUUGUCGUCAUUCUAAUACUAAUGGUGGUGGCCCAAUUUUCAAUGGUCACCGUCAUUAUCAUGAUAUUGAAACACUGUUACAUCUAAAUUCCGUAGACGAUGAUGAUUUAUCAUCACCAACAGUGACUAUUAAUGAACGAUUUUAUACCGGUGGACAACAGCAACAACUACAACAGCAUCAGCCAAAUCCGAUAUUACGUACAGUUUUAAAGCGAGCACAUCCAUUUUUAGGAACAGAAAGUAUUUCAUCGUUCAACGCUGCAUUUUAUGCAAAGAACAUCACAAAUACAUGUGAAACCCUUAUCGAAUGGUGCGAGAAAGGCGAUACAAUGAUUGUAGAUCGCGGAUUCCGUGAUGUUAUCGACUCUUUUGUUGAAAUGGAUUAUGAACCCAAAAUGCCCGAAUUUUUGACUAAAGGACAAAAGCAACAUACUGUUGAACAAGCAAACAGAUCUCGUCUGAUCACAAAAGUUCGAUGGAGUGUAGAAUCGUCCCAUGCUCGUAUGAAAAAAUGGAUUUUGUUAGGUGGUCGAGUUGAAAACGCUUUCAUUCCAAAACUUGCUGAUUGCGUACGUAUCGUUUCGGCUGCACUUAACUGCUACCGAGGUCCGAUCGGUCAAAAUACUAUUAAUAGCGACGAUAGCACUCUUGCACAAUACAUGUGUCAACAAAUCGGCUGCUGUAAUAUUCUAUUACUUUAUUCUAUCACUUUGCUGUAA
Didymodactylos carnosus is the source of this 2205-nucleotide messenger RNA. Lineage: Eukaryota; Metazoa; Rotifera; Eurotatoria; Philodinida; Philodinidae. The record is from the annotation of a GenBank genome assembly.